Molecule: messenger RNA, 881 nt
Organism: Pieris rapae (cabbage white)
Lineage: Eukaryota; Metazoa; Arthropoda; Insecta; Lepidoptera; Pieridae
Exons: 1
Coding region: 183-881 (232 amino acids)
Biological process (GO): detection of chemical stimulus involved in sensory perception of smell; sensory perception of smell
Cellular component (GO): plasma membrane
Molecular function (GO): olfactory receptor activity; odorant binding
Source: RefSeq, a predicted model, not a curated record
UCCUCUCGAAAAGGCUGACAACGCACCCACUAAAAUAUGUGUGCAUGGGCUGCGACGAUUACCCUAUUUGUGCGUCCCGUAAGCGAGCUUCCUUCCCUAUAUUAUAAAUCAUUUUUGAUUGAACCACUUCAGGUCUCAUUUAAGCCUUAAACUUAGCCUUAUUCGUCUUUUAAACAUCUUGUAUGGUUUUAGGUUUGGAUCCAAUCUUCGAAUCGCCAAAUUACGAAAUUGCAUUCGUUAUACUCAGUUUUGGCAUUUAUAUCUGUGGACUUUUCUUUGCAAAUGUCACAGCCCUCACUUUGGUGAUACUUGGCUACGUCGAAGCUCAAUUGUUAGCUCUCACUACAGAACUUCAAAACUUGUGGCAACAUGCCGAAAUCUUUUACGAAACACACAGUUUGGCCAACCACGACCGCAGCACAAAGAAUAAAAUCAAGAAUAUUUUUAUCAACGAAUGCUUGAAGGAAAUCGCGCUCUUUCAUAUACUAAACAUAAACAUUAUUAAAAAAUUCGAAGACAUAUUUCGGGGCACGAAGGCAGUGGCACUUCUAUCUACAAUAUUAGCAAUUAUAAGUGAAUUAUUGGGAGGAAUCGAAACCACAUAUCUACAAAUAACUUACACGCUCGUAGUUAUAUUUACAGAAACAUAUGCGGGCCAAAAGCUAAUUGAUGCCUCGAUUAUAUUCGAACGAGGCGUUUAUAGUUGCAAUUGGGAAAAUUUCGAUUCAAAUAAUAUGAAAAUUAUUACGAUAAUUCUGCCCAGCGCUCAGAAGACGUUGAAUAUUACUGCUGGCGGAGUGACGGUGCUAGAUUAUUGUUGCUUUUUGUCUGUCAUAAAAUUUAGUUAUUCCGUGUAUAAUACACUACGCUUGCAGGUUUGA